AUGUCGUCGUCUGAACGCGUGCUCCAGAUCAACCCCGUCGUCCCCGAGUCUGUGAUCCACAACUCCAAGGCCCUCUCCAACCUCCACAGUCUCACUGCCUCCCUUUUCGGCGUCAGUGCUGGCAUCCUUGGCCUCGAAUCAUACUACGGCUUCCUCAUCUACUUCGUCUUCUCCUUCAUCACCACUCUCCUCUUCUAUUUCCUCAAGGUCGCCCCCGAGUCCAUCCCCAAGGGCCACGCUCCCCUCGACCCAUCUCGCUUCUACCGCGGCUUCUUUGACUUUUGGAUCAGCGGCAUGCUCAACGGCAUCUCCGGCUUCGUCUUGACAUGGACGUUAUUCUAUGGUUUGGUCCGAGCCUAG
Molecule: messenger RNA, 360 nt
Organism: Fusarium vanettenii 77-13-4
Lineage: Eukaryota; Fungi; Ascomycota; Sordariomycetes; Hypocreales; Nectriaceae
Exons: 2
Coding region: 1-360 (119 amino acids)
Biological process (GO): autophagosome assembly; protein folding in endoplasmic reticulum
Cellular component (GO): endoplasmic reticulum; membrane; EMC complex
Source: RefSeq, a predicted model, not a curated record